Messenger RNA from Mucor velutinosus, 1671 nucleotides. RefSeq names its product peroxiredoxin 1 (gene PRX1). The record is from RefSeq and is a predicted model, not a curated record. Bases 1 to 1671 code for a protein of 556 amino acids. The transcript has 2 exons. NCBI's taxonomy places the organism in Eukaryota, Fungi, Mucoromycota, Mucoromycetes, Mucorales, Mucoraceae.
AUGUCUCGUCUGUUAUCACCUUCAGAGUGGGUAGCACCUCUAGUUCCCAUUGCCUCGCUAGCAGUGCUUCCUUUGGGCCCGCUCUUCUUUCCUCGCACUUAUCUUGUCGUCUUGUUUCUUUAUUUUACCGUCUUUUUAUACACUCAAGUAAACCAUGUGUGCAAGUUCUUUUUAACAUCUCGCAAGAUCAGAAUGACAAUCCGUAAAUGGAAUAAGAGGUUGGAUAAAACCAUCACUGGUGGCAACAAAAAGCAGGACACAGAGAUCAUCAAGCACAGCAACAGUGAUGAUGAAACAUUAGAAGAUGUAGAGGAGAAGCUGCAAUACUACCAAGACACGCACUACUUUCAUGCCUUCAUUGUGCCCAACUAUGCUGAACCAGAGGGUCUUUUAAAGGAUACCAUUGAACGCAUUGCCAGCCAUAGUACCGCUCAGACCCAUUAUGGCUUGAUUUUGGCUAUGGAACAAUCUGAACCUGGUUGGGAAGCAAAGGCUCGUCGUCUUCAAUCUUAUUUCAGUGAUCGCUUUGCUCAUAUUGUCAUUACUGGCCAUCCCUCAGAUAUUCCUGGUGAAAGUCGUGGCAAAGGAUCCAAUGUUGCUUAUGCUGCUCGCCAUGGCUGUAUGGAAUUGGUCGACCAAGGUAUCGAUCGUCGCAGAAUCAUCAUUACAGUAUCUGAUUCGGACUCAGCCAUACCCGAGCUCUAUAUUCGUGAAGUGGAAGAGGCAUUGAACAAGGCUGAAGACCCUUACCACCUCUUGUGUGCACCACCCAUCUUCUUUUCUCGCAACUGCUUUGAUGUACCUGCUGCUGUGCGCGUUACAGACAUCACUUGGUCCGCUAUGGUCAUGUCGAAUUUGAGCAACAGUAGAGGCAUGUGCAUUCCUUGCAGCAACUAUUCUCUUUCCAUGGUGUUGGCAGACAAAGUAGGUUAUUGGGAUACGGAUGCAGAUGCAGUAGGUGAAGACAUGCAUAUGUGGUUGAAAUGCUUUUGGAAAACGCAAGGACAAGUGCGCACAGCUCCCAUCCAUGUACCUAUCAACUUGACCAAUGUGCAGACGGAAAGCUAUCUGAGUAACGUCAGUGCUCGUUAUGUUCAAGCCAAGCGUCAUUACAAUGGUGUAGCAGAUGUUGCUUAUACGCUCAAGAAUGCGUUCCAGUCCUCCUCCUCAUCAAUCAGCCUGUUUGAACGUCUCAAGGUGUGCUUUAUCAUCUUGGAAGCACAUAUGGUGCCUGCUACUUCAGGCUGGCUCAUGUUUGCUGCUGUCCCCUUGAUGCAGUUCAUCUUGUUCCCACCUUUUGCUUCUUUGGCUUUGAUUGCUCCUUCUGACAACCCCAUCUUGACCAGCGAAUUCUUUGGCCAUCUGUGGAGCUUGAUCCGUAUCAUCACACUGUGCUUGCCGUUGCCCUUGUUUGGCACGUUGGCCGUGUAUGAACAAUUGCACCGUGCCAUUGAUAGAGAAUUUCUGUUCAAGUCCAAGCAAGAGAGUCGUAAGUGGUCCCACUUGAUAGAUUACAUCAAUUUACCAGUCGCAGCAUGGUUGUUUAUGACAUUGCCAUCCACGUUGGCAUGUGUCAAGCGUUUGUUAAACAGACAAGAGAAAUAUAUCACAUCAGAAAAGUUAUUUAGAGGUGACAAUAAUGGCUUGAUUGUCAGCUCAUCAAAUGCAUAA